Messenger RNA from Closterium sp. Naga37s-1, 2070 nucleotides. The record is from the annotation of a GenBank genome assembly. NCBI's taxonomy places the organism in Eukaryota, Viridiplantae, Streptophyta, Zygnematophyceae, Desmidiales, Closteriaceae.
AUGGAAAAAACAGAGUGCGACCUAAUGUUCUCUCUCCCUUCCUCCCCACCUUGCCAUUCUUCUCCAUGCACCCAGCGCCGGUUCACCGAGGCCAUAGCGUGUCUGCGCCCGCAGCAGUGGUCUUCAUCUCCUCCUCACUUCCCCCCCUCCCUCCACUCCCCCCCCCUCCCUCCACUUCCCCACCUCCCUCCACUUCCCCCCACCCCCCUGUGCAGCCAGCGCCGGUUCAACGAGGCCAUAACGUGUCUGCGCCCGCAGCAGCGCUUCUCCCAGCUUCUGCACAAGAUGCAGAUCCUCGGCUGCGGCCCCCGCCCUGGGGGAGUGGGGGGAGCGGGGGGAGCGGGGGGAGCGGGGGGAGAGGGAGAAGCGGGGGGAGCAGCUGGAGUGGAGGGGGCGGGAGGAGCGGGGAAAGUGGGGCAAGCAGGAGAGAGCAAAGGGGGACCGGGGCAAGGGGAAGCGAGGCAAGGGGGAGUGGGUGAGGAGGGCAGUAGAUCAGAGGGCAGUGAGCUAGCGCGUGCUGGCUCUAAGAGUGAGAUUGGCCGUGACGGUGGCCCUCACUCUGUCUUCCAUUUCCCCACUUCCUCCCCUUCUCACUCCCCUUCUCACUCCCCCUCUAACUCUCCCUCUCACUCCCCGUCUCAUGCUCGCUCGCCCUCCCGCCCGCGCGCCUCAAGUGUGGAGGUCCCGAGGGAGGGGGAGGUGAUGGUGCCGGCAGCAGUGCCGGCAGCAGCGGCGGCGCGCUCCCCCGUGCUGCUGCUGAUUGGGGGAGGCGCGGGCGCUGGCAAGUCAACUGUUGUGAAAGAAAUCAUGAAACGGCAAGUCAACGGUGGUCAAGGAGAUCAUGAGACGCACCUUUUGGGCGCGCAUGGCGCCACAUGCGGUGGUUGUCGAGGCCAUCCGCACCCCCCUCAGCACCUUUUCCUUCGAUGGUUCCCCUUUUGGGCGCGCAUGGCGCCACACGCGGUGGUGGUUGAUUCCGACGCGUUCAAAGAAAAGGACGCAAUCUUCCGCGCGCUCUCCGCCGACCGGCUGAACGACGCCGCCCGGAUCUCACAGCUCGUGCACGAGGAGUCGACCCGGGCGGCGCAGUCAACGCUGGUAACCGCGCUGAACAAGGGGAGAGACGUGAUAUUCGACGGGACCAAGUCGUGGGCCCCGUUUGUGCAGCAGACGAUUGCGAUGGCUAGACAGGUGCAUGAGAGGCGGUUUCGCAUGGGGCCGGGGUAUCAAGUGAGAGAGGAUGGGAGUGUGGUGGAGCGGUAUUGGGAGGAGGUGGACGAGGAGGGGGAGAGUGAUAGAGGAGUGGAGGAGGGGAGGGAGAGAUGGGAGGAGGAGGGGAGGGCGAUAGAGGGUGGAGAGGGGGUGGGGAGCGAGAGAGGGGAUGGGGAGGAGGAGAGGAGGAGGGAUAAGCCAGGAAAGGAGGGUCAGCACCGGCCGAAGCGGCACAACAGUCCGAGGAGGGUACUGGGUUCGAGCAGGGGAAGCUAUUGCAGCAGCGAGACGGGGCAGGGGCAGGGGCAGGGGCAGGGGCAGGGGCAGGGGCAGGGGCAGGGGCAGGGGCAGGGGCAGGGGCAGGGGCAGGGGCAGGGGCAGGGGCAGGGGCAGGGGCAGGGGGGCAUGGAGGGGGCCCGGCAGGGAGGGGGGAUGUGCUGGGAGAGGAGGGGGCAGAGGGGAGGCAGUGAGCAGCGGCUGCCGUAUCGGAUCGAGCUGGUGGGCGUGAUGUGUGACGCGCACCUGGCUGUUGCUCGCGGCAUGCGGCGAGCCAUUUUGAGCAGGAGGGGAGUGCCGGUGCACAAGCAGCUGCAGUCGCACAGGCGGUUUGCCAGCAGCGUGGAGGCGUACUGUGACCUCGUUGACGUGGCUACUCUCUACUGCACCGACCACACGGGCGGGCCGCCACAGAAGAAACCUGUGGUGGCUGCCUGGAUGGUGGUUGUCCCUGUGGGGCUGGGGAAGCUGGGCAGUGCGGGCAGGCGAGGAAAAGUUUGGGCCGGGCAGCACGUGGAGGGAGGUGGUACUGGCGGAGGAGCGGGAGGCGCGGCAGGCUCGACUGAGGGAGGCGUUUACUGA